AUGAAAACGGCGGGUGCGCGUGCGCGGCCUGAGCUGCCUCGACGGGCGCUGGGCGUGCGGGCGGGCGAAGCUCGGGGCGUGUCGGCCGAAAGCGCUCCGCCGGGGCGGGGCCCACGCCGCCCGUGGGCUCGGAAGAGCUGGGCCAGAAGUGCCGGCCAGGCCCCGCAGCCCUGCGUCCGGGCGCUCGCAGCCUCCUCCUCUUCCCUGCGCGAAAGCGGCGCUUCCUGCCCCGCCAAGGCGUCUGCGCGACCCUGGUCUCCCGGCGUGAGCGCGGAGCCCCGGAGGGCUUUUGAGCAGCGGGCAGCAGAGAGGCGCGCCGGGCUCCAGCCACGGCGAGGAGGCGGCGGUGGCGUUGGCGGCGCUGCAGGGGGCCCGUGGCUCGCCUCCUGCCUCCUCCCUCUGCCUGAAGCAGAGCCUGGCCGCGAGCGGCGCCUUCAAGGCUGCCCGCCCCUCGCUCCGGCCGGGCGGGGCGGCGGCUUCCGAGCCUCUCGCGCCGUGGCGGCGUCUAUGGGUCCGGGCGCGGCGGCGGCGGCGGUCUCCGUGCUGCGGGGCGCGGCUCGAGGGCCCGUGCCGGGCGCUGGGAGGCGCGCGGUGCGCGUGAGGUUCGCUCCCAGCCCCACAGGAUUUCUGCACCUGGGCGGCCUGCGGACUGCUUUGUACAACUAUGUUUUUGCCAAGAAACAUGAAGGCAGCUUUAUCCUGAGGCUAGAGGAUACAGACCAAAGCCGUGUGGUGCCUGGAGCUGCAGAAGACAUAGAAAACAUGCUGGAAUGGGCAGGCAUCCCGCCUGAUGAGAGUCCUCGCCAAGGUGGUCCCGCUGCCCCGUACCGACAGUCUCAGCGCCUCAACCUGUAUAGGGAAGCCGUAGAAUUGCUUCUCGAGAGGGGUUCUGCUUACCCGUGUUUUUGCACCCCUCAGCGUCUGGAGCUGCUGAAGAAGGAAGCGCUGCGGAGCCAGCAGCCGCCACGGUAUGACAACCGGUGUCGUCAUCUGAGCCCCACACAGGUGGCUGAGAAAGUAUCUCAAGGUACCGACCAUGUGGUGCGUUUUCGCCUGGCGGAGAGUUCUGAGCCAUUUUGUGAUCUGAUCUACGGCUGGAAGAGGCACGUGGUGGCCAGUGUGGAAGGUGAUCCGGUAAUCUUGAAGAGUGAUGGGUUUCCCACAUACCACCUGGCGAACGUGGUAGAUGACCAUGUGAUGGGGAUCAGCCACGUCCUGCGUGGAGCUGAGUGGCUCAUCUCCACCCCCAAGCACCUCCUACUCUACAGGGCCUUUGGCUGGGAGCCGCCUUGUUUUGGCCACCUCCCUUUGCUCCUGAACAAAGAUGGCAGCAAGCUGUCCAAGAGGCAGGGGGACACCUUCGUGAAGCAGAUUGCUCAGGAGGGCUUUUUGCCAGAAGCCCUGCUGGACCUCGUCACCCACUGCGGCUCUGGGUUUGCAGAGAAUCGGAUGGGGAGAACGCUGAAGGAGCUGGUUGAGGAAUUUGAUGUGGGCGGAAUCGAAAGGCACUCGGCCCUGCUGGAUCUUGAGAAACUUGCUGAGUUCAACAGGAUCCACCUGUCCCAGCGGAUUGGGGAGGAGAGGCUGCGGCAGAAGCUGGUGGAAGAGCUGCGAGACACUGUGGAGCAGGCCUUUGGGGAGCAGCUUGUGGACAGAGAGGUCCUCGAGGCGGAGUAUGUGCAGCAAGUGCUCUUGUUGAGAAGAGGUCACAUAAGCCGUCUGAAAGAGUUGGUGUCUCCUAAAUAUGCUUUCUUGUGGAUCCGGCCCUCUGUGCCUCACGAGGAGCUGCAGACGAUUUCAGCCAAGGCAGAUGAGAUAGGAAGGAAAGUCCUUGGGUUGCUGGCGCAGCAGGCGGCUGCUCCAAUCCCUGAGGAGCUGAGCAAAGAGCUGAAGCAGCUGCAGGGGCAGAUAAGCGGCACCCAGUACAGCCACAUGAUGAAGCUUCUCCGCCUGGCCCUCAGCGGUCAGCAGGAAGGACCCAGCGUCGCUGAAAUGAUGGUCUCCUUGGGACCCCGGGAGGCCAGCGCUCGGAUACAGAGGGCAUUGUGCAGCUAGCCUGUUUUCCGGAGGAAAGAGACAAAGCGACGGACCGACCGACUGACCAACAAUCCACAGCUUUGGAUGGAGAUGCGUCUUUUGUAUGACCACUAUUUCAGAGAGAUGGAACUUUAUACAAUCUCCAUUAAGGAAAGAAUUCCACAACACUUAGAAAACACAGAGUGCAACACGUCCCACCAAAAGCGACAAUGUUUAAAAACGUGCUCCGUAGUUUCAUAGAUCAGUGCUAGCCUGCCAUUGACCGUAACACAGCUGUUGAGGCUGAUUCAAAUUUUGUGUAACGUGGCGUUAAUUACAAAAGUGAAAUAGUG
Elgaria multicarinata webbii is the source of this 2369-nucleotide messenger RNA. It is a transcript of the gene EARS2, whose product is annotated as glutamyl-tRNA synthetase 2, mitochondrial. The transcript has 10 exons. The record is from RefSeq and is a predicted model, not a curated record. Gene Ontology annotation, cellular component: mitochondrion. Gene Ontology annotation, molecular function: ATP binding; zinc ion binding; glutamate-tRNA ligase activity. The coding region runs from base 1 to 2055 and encodes 684 amino acids. NCBI's taxonomy places the organism in Eukaryota, Metazoa, Chordata, Lepidosauria, Squamata, Anguidae. Gene Ontology annotation, biological process: glutamyl-tRNA aminoacylation.